Ixodes scapularis (black-legged tick) is the source of this 1161-nucleotide messenger RNA. RefSeq names its product general transcription factor IIE subunit 2 (gene TfIIEbeta). The coding region runs from base 254 to 1099 and encodes 281 amino acids. Gene Ontology annotation, cellular component: transcription factor TFIIE complex. Gene Ontology annotation, biological process: transcription initiation at RNA polymerase II promoter. The record is from RefSeq and is a predicted model, not a curated record. Lineage: Eukaryota; Metazoa; Arthropoda; Arachnida; Ixodida; Ixodidae. The transcript is spliced from 6 exons.
AUGCAGGUCUCGGGUUCUCGCGCAGGGGAGUGGAUGGUUGGUUUUCCGUGUGCUGUGUGUGUUGAUGCUGUGUAUUCAGCUAGGGAGACGCUGUAUUCGCACUCAAAAAUACCACACUCUGACUUGACUACUCGGUAUGUAUGCGUUAUUAACGGAGCACUGCGCUGGCUCGUUUUUAUUCUUUUGAGCGAAACGAAAAGGGGCGAAGGUCUUCCGAAGGGGACGAUCGGUGGGCUCCCGUUCGCAGAUCAUCAUGGAUCCGGCACUGCUCAGAGAAAGGGAUGCAUUCAAGAAACGAGCCAUGGCCACGCCUGUGGUCGAGGCUCGGAAGAAAGAGCGAGACGCGCCUUCGAGUAACGCGGCGUCGCAGCCCAAGAAGAAGGCGAAGCCUCCCAAGCAGAAAGACAGCUCGUACAACUACAAGACCACCUCCGGAAGCUCGCAGUAUAACUUCAGCGUGUUGGCAAAGAUCGUCAAGCACAUGAAGCAAAGGCACUUGGAAGGGGACACGCAUCCCCUCAGUCUGGACGAGAUCCUGGAUGAGACGAAUCAACUUGACAUCGGGGCGAGGCAGAGGCACUGGCUUUCCACGGAGGCCCUUCAGAACAACCCCAAGCUCCAGGUGACGCCGGACAACAAGUACUGCUUCCGGCCCGCCUACAACCUGAAGGACCGCAAAAGCCUGCUGCGGCUGUUGGACAAACACGACCAGCGGGGCAUGGGCGGGGUGCUGCUGGAGGACAUUCAGGAGUCUCUGCCCAACGUUGAGCGCCACUUGAAGGCCCUCGGGGACGCCAUCAUCUAUGUCGUCCGCCCCGUAGACAAGAAAAAGGUUCUCUUCUACAACGACAAGUCCCUCCAGUUCACCGUCGACGAGGAGUUCCAGAAGCUCUGGAGGAGUGUCGCUGUCGAGGGCAUUGAUGACCAGAAGAUUGAGGAGUACCUACAGAAGCAGGGCAUCAAUUCUAUGCAGGACAUGGGCGUCAAGAAAGUGAACUCUGCCCAGAAGCGAAAGAAACCGUCAUCCAAGAAGGCCAAGACGUUCAAGAAACACAACGACCACAUGGGUGACAUUUUAGAAGACUACACUGACAAAUGAAGUUUCCGACAAUAUGUAAAUAAAAUGUUAUGUAUAUGUUUACCUAUAAAGAAGAAAAGCCA